Carica papaya (papaya) is the source of this 2244-nucleotide messenger RNA. Its product is annotated as P-loop containing nucleoside triphosphate hydrolases superfamily protein. Gene Ontology annotation, molecular function: GTPase activity; GTP binding. The record is from RefSeq and is a predicted model, not a curated record. Lineage: Eukaryota; Viridiplantae; Streptophyta; Magnoliopsida; Brassicales; Caricaceae. Gene Ontology annotation, cellular component: cytosol.
UGUGUAUUAUGUAAUUGAUCCUGGAGCUACGGGCAAGGUAGGUUUUCACGAGAACGCAGCUCGGCAAGAACAACCAGACAAAGAUAACAUACUGGUUCAGAUUUUGAGCUAAUUAGGCCAAUUUCAAUUUCAUCGAAAGAAGGAGGGGGAUGGGGAAGAAGGAGAAGACAGGUCUGGGAAGGACACUGGUGAAGCACCAUAACCAGAUGAUUCAGCAGUCCAAAGAGAAAGGUUUGUUCUACAAGGCGCAGCACAAGAAGGUUCUCCAGUCCGUCACCGAUGUCAGCGAUAUCGACGCCAUUAUUGAGCAGGCCGACGAGGCUGACCGCUUAUUCUCCCUCCAGCAUCCUACCCCGAAUCUCCUCAUCAAUUUGGACACAAGCUCCAGCGCCAGUAACAUAACAUCCGGGGAAUUGAGAGAACAGCAGAAGAACGAGGAGGAACUGUAUGCUAGCAGUCUUCGAGUUCCACGCAGGCCUCCAUGGAAUCCAGGAAUGUCCGUGGAAGAGCUUGAUGCCAAUGAGAGACAAGCUUUCUUAGAUUGGCGUCGGUUGCUUGCUAGACUUGAAGAGAAUGAGAAGCUUGUUCUCACCCCAUUUGAGAAGAAUCUUGAUAUCUGGAGACAACUUUGGCGAGUAGUCGAGCGGAGUGAUUUGCUGGUAAUGGUGGUUGAUGCACGAGAUCCGCUAUUCUACCGUUGUCCUGAUCUUGAGGCAUAUGCUCGAGAAAUUGAUGAGCAUAAAAAGACAUUGCUUCUGGUAAACAAGGCAGAUCUUUUGCCAUUUUCUGUCAGGGAGAGAUGGGCAAAAUAUUUUCGUCUUCACGAGAUUUUAUUCAUCUUCUGGUCCGCUAAAGCUGCUUCUGCAGCUCUAGAAGGGAAAAGUCUUAGUGGCCCAUGGAAGACAGAUAAUACAUCAGAAAGGAUAGUUGAUCCUGAUAUAAAAAUAUAUGGCAGGGAUGAGCUUCUAGAGCGUUUGCAGUCUGAAGCACAAGAGGUGGUCAAAAUGAAGAGAAAAUCUGGUUUGAAUACCACAGCCUCAUCUGAUGUUCAAUCUCAAGUUGAAGAUGCUUCAGGAAGUUCAGUCCCUCGGAGUGUAGUUGUGGGAUUUGUGGGGUACCCUAACGUGGGAAAGAGCUCGACAAUUAAUGCUUUGGUUGGCCAGAAGCGAACAGGUGUCACCUCUACUCCAGGAAAAACAAAGCAUUUCCAAACAUUGAUAAUCUCUGAUGAGCUUACCCUGUGUGACUGCCCUGGACUGGUAUUUCCAUCAUUCUCUAGUUCGAGAUAUGAGAUGAUUGCUUCAGGAGUGUUGCCAAUUGAUAGAAUGACUGAGCACAGGGAGGCGGUGCAAGUUGUGGCCAAUCGAGUGCCAAGGCAUGUAAUUGAGGAAGUAUACAACAUAAAUCUGCCAAAGCCCAAGCCAUAUGAACCACAAUCUCGGCCUCCUCUUGCAAUAGAAUUCUUGAGGACUUAUUGUGCUUCUCGUGGAUAUGUAGCCGCAAGUGGACUUCCUGAUGAAACAAGAGCAGCACGUCAAAUUUUGAAAGAUUUUAUAGACGGUAAGAUUCCCCACUUCAAAAUGCCUCCUGGAAUAUCUGAUGAUGAUAGUGUUCAAGCUCCUGCAGAAAUGAGCUUGUCUGAAAUAGACGAGUUGGAUGCAUCUGAUGAUGCUUCAGACAUUGAAAACUCUCCAGAACAUAAAGAUGAAAGUUCUCCUGUACUUGAACACGUGCUGGAUGAUCUUAACUCAUUUGACCUAGCAAACGGGCUUGCUUCAAAGAAGGUUGCUAAGAAGAAACCAGACUCAUCUCAUAAACACCAUAAAAAACCGCAAAGGAAAAAAGAUCGUUCGUGGAGAGUCAGCAACAAUGAUGAUGACGGAAUGCCAGUUGCAAGAGCCUUCCAGAAACCAGUGAAUACAGGUCCUUUGUCAGCGGGUUAAGGGCCAGAUUUUAUUGUGCUUCUCCAUCGAGCAGUCUAUGCCUGCAAAUUUAGCCGUUUACUUCUCAAAUGGAGACUGUCACUCUGAGGAAGAAGUGGGAACCAUAUUUCCGAUAACUUAAACGCUCGUGGUUCAAAUAUUGUUAUUGGUUUGCAAAUGCAUGUGUCUUUUUUAUCACUUUUGUCUUUUCGGUGAUAAAAGAAUGAAAUGAAACGAUGUUCUUGUUGUUAUCCUUAAAAAGAUGGGCAAUGUAUUUAUAUAGAUACUUGAGUAUAAGAGUUCUCAAGAGAAUCAAAACUAA